CGUACUUUGCAUUUGCAAAACAUGCAUUGAACUUGUAAUUGCAUUUUGGCGGCACUGAUAUUAAGUUUUUUUGUUUAUAUUUAUUUCUAUUCAAUUAUUUCUGUUGUUUUCUUUAUAAAAUAAUGUUAAAUCUCAAUUGUGUUAUAUGUGCAGAGUUAUUCACUCAUACCGCAGAUGUUUAUGUUACAAAAUGUGGUCAUAUGUUCCACUAUUCCUGUCUUUGCCAAUGGCUGGAAAGAUCAAAAACAUGUCCACAGUGUCGAAAUAGAUGCACUGAUGCAAACGUACACCGAGUGUAUUUCAAUUUGGCCAAUUUAGAUACGAGUACGGUCGACAUUGGAUCACUCCAAGAGAAGCUAGACAAUGCCGAACUCAAGGUGCAAGUUGCUGAAAAGGAUCUUCGCAAAGCUGAGGAGCAAGUUAAAAAUCUUAAAGCUACACAAAAGAAAUGCAUGAAGACAAUUUCUGGCUUGGAGCAGAAAAUCGAGAAAAAUGAUUUUGUAAUUUUGUCAUAUUCUGAACAGCUUAAAAUGGUUAAACAACAAGCCAACGAAGCUGAAUCUUUGCGAAAAGAAGUCAAAAGCUUAAAGGAUCAAAUCACAUUGAUGGAAAAUGUUUCGUCUAUCAUAACCUCAACAGCACAAGACGCCGAAAAGCUACUAAAAGAGGAAAGCAAUCCAAUGACAUUAGGGGUUUGGGUUUCAGCAUUAAAAAGGGAACUUCGAACUUGUGAAAGUAGAAAAAUGGAUUUAAGAAAUGCCCUUAAAGUUGUGCAAAAUGAUUUGCGCAGGGAAAUUGAUUUGAGAAAAAAGCGAGAAGAACGUUUGUCACAAUUGGAGAGUGAAAACUAUAACUUAUCUCAAAAGGUAAUUCAACUAGAAUUUGAAAAAGAAAAGGAAAAAGAUAAAGAAAAAACGAACAAAUCUCAUACCAAUGAUUCUCCAUCAACAUCUAAUCAUUCAAACAACAAUAGAGUAGCAAAUCUUCAGAAAGAAACCAAGCGGCUAAGUCUUUCACCAACUGUGGAGUCGAAGAAAAUUGAAGAUUCUGAUUCACCUUAUUUCAAUAUUAAAUCUAGUGGAAUUCCAUUUAGUUUGCUUAGAUUAGGUGGACUUAAGGGAGAAAAUCGAGAAAAUGCUAUAAAUAAGGAACUUCAAUAUAAUAGCGAUUUAUCGGAAAAGUACACAAUUUUCAAGAAACCUCGCUUAAUGAUUCCCCCAAGUGGACUUACUUCUUCAUUAAAACCAGGACUAGGCUACGAUGGCUUCGGUGGCACUCAAAAAAUGAUUGACGAAGAAGAUAAACAACGAAUCAUCAACAAAAAAGCAACAACUCAAAGUUUGAGCAAUCGAUUAAAAGCUGGAAAACUAAGAAAAUUUCCCUCAGCUGGAUCUGGAGGCAUGGACAAUUUUCUCAACAAGAGUUAGAGACUAAGCUAAAUAAUAAUUUUUCUCUUGAGGUGAUUUAAAUGCUUAACGUGGUGUAUAUUGUGUUAAAAUUUAUCAAUGUAUUAUUAUUUAAUAGCAUAUAAAAAUAUUACAAUAGUAUGUUAUUUUAAAUUAAGUCCCUAAGUUAAUUAUAAUGAGUGUUUAAAAUUUUUUGUUUUACUUUGCUCGAUUAUGUAGUUUCUGGCGUGCUAUAAGAUUAAUUGUUCUUUGACGAAUCUAAGCAAUUUUAAAAUAUAUUUUAUGAAUUCUUAUCUGUUAGUAAAUACUUGACAUAUUAAAAAAAACAAA
Episyrphus balteatus (marmalade hoverfly) is the source of this 1736-nucleotide messenger RNA. It is a transcript of the gene nopo, whose product is annotated as E3 ubiquitin-protein ligase TRAIP. The record is from RefSeq and is a predicted model, not a curated record. The transcript is spliced from 9 exons. The coding region runs from base 123 to 1427 and encodes 434 amino acids. Lineage: Eukaryota; Metazoa; Arthropoda; Insecta; Diptera; Syrphidae.